Geodia barretti is the source of this 641-nucleotide messenger RNA. NCBI's taxonomy places the organism in Eukaryota, Metazoa, Porifera, Demospongiae, Tetractinellida, Geodiidae. The record is from the annotation of a GenBank genome assembly.
GGGAAGACACUGUGUUCUUGGCGACAGGUAUACACCUGCCCGGGGCCGUCGACUGGGUGAUGAUGCAAUGCUGUUUCGACCACUACUUCAUGUUGGUUCUGGAGAAACAGGAGAGACACGAAGGACAUCAGCAGUUCUUCGCAGUCGUUCAGUUGAUAGGGACAGAGAAAGAGGCCAACGCUUUCAGGUGUGUUUGUGUGUUAUAGGUAUGCGGAUUUGCCAUAUUAACCAUCUCUUUUCUCUGGAUUUCCUUUCUUCCUUGCACCAUGUCUUCCUCUGUUGUUUUCUUAACUCACUAGAUACGUUGGAGCUGGUGGGUCAUGGUAGAAAGCUAACAUGGGAAGUAAAGCCUCGAAGCAUCCACUGCAGUGUAUCAAGUGCCAUUUGCAGCAACGAUUGCCUAAUAUUCGAGACUGCAGUGGCUUCACAUUUCGGAGACAAUGGAAACCUUGCUAUCAAUGUCACAAUCUACAAGACAUCGUAUUACUGACACACCCCUCAUAUCUGUAGUCAUAGUAACUUAUGCACCAUAUUAUAUGCAAUAAUAUGCCUUUGUUCAAUCACAGUAAUUGUACUGUCUUUACGUGUGUUGUAUCAUUUUGCUCUCUAUGUGGUGUGUCUGUAAUGAUGUAGUUGAAGGU